Aplosporella prunicola CBS 121167 is the source of this 3093-nucleotide messenger RNA. RefSeq lists its product as uncharacterized. Bases 364 to 2823 code for a protein of 819 amino acids. NCBI's taxonomy places the organism in Eukaryota, Fungi, Ascomycota, Dothideomycetes, Botryosphaeriales, Aplosporellaceae. The transcript has 4 exons. Gene Ontology annotation, biological process: intracellular signal transduction; regulation of MAPK cascade; protein phosphorylation. Gene Ontology annotation, cellular component: cytoplasm. The record is from RefSeq and is a predicted model, not a curated record. Gene Ontology annotation, molecular function: protein serine/threonine kinase activity; ATP binding.
ACGGGCGGGGAGGGGGGCGCGCUGGGGGGGGAAGCUACUUCGUAACCUUUUGGAGGCGAGAUUGAGGGCCAGACGAGAGAGAGAAGGGCGGACCGAUACUCUCAACUCUCUUUCUUUGGCCCAGCCCCUGCGGGCUCCGUGCACAGUAGUAAGGGCCGUCCUCUCGCUCUCGCGCCCUUCUCGCCGCUCUCUGCACACUCUAACUACUCUCCACGUUGCUGUUUGCUGUUGCUGUUGCUGUUGCUGCUGCUGCUGCUGCACCCUCGCCAAUCCGCCCUGCUGCAGGUUCUGAGUAACGGUGGGAAACGUCAGCACCCCCAUUGAAAGGAAAAAGGGAAAAAGGGAAAAGCCGGCCGGCCCGUCAUGGAGCACCCAUCUGCUGAGGGCCAGCAGCUCCAGCACACCAACACCACGCGCGAGCACCGCAGGCUGACCAAGAGGGGCCCGCCGCCCGUCUCCUACAAUCCCAAUCCCGCCGCCCGCUCCCUGCGCAGAGCCCCCUCGGCUCCCACCUACCCUCACACCCUCAAGCAGCUCGGCCACCAUCACCGCCGCAGUCCCACGGCCGAGUUCCUGUCGGCCUCCAACUCGUCGCUCGACCACCAACAACACCCGCCCGCCCUCCGCCGCUCGUUUACCGACAAGGCCAACGACGACCUCAUUGGGUCGCCGUUUGACGCCCAGGGUCUCUGCCAAAACAUCAACGAGAUCCAGUCCUCGCCCACCAAACAUCAACAACAACAACAACGCCCCCCGCCGCCCCAGCAUUCGCGCACCGCGGAUGCCCGCCUGUUCACUCCGCGUCUGAGACAGUCUGCGAGCUUUGGCGCCCUCGGCAGGAAGAUGGAGACGAUAACCACGCCCUCGGCCGCCUCGGAUCGCGACAACAAACGCUUCUCGGGCGAGGUCAAGCCCUCCAAGCUCUCCCGCCCCGACACCCUGAAGAAGACCAAGACGGGCUUCACCAAUUUUGUCAGCGGCCUGGUCGGUUCGCCGCGUCGCCCGACCAUCUCGACGCCCACCAAUCCGCUCCACGUCACCCACGUGUCGAUUGACAAUGACACGGGCGAGUUCACGGGCCUGCCCCGCGAAUGGCAGCAGAUCCUCAAGGCCAACGGCAUCGACGAGCAGGAGCAGAAGAAGAACCCCGAGGUCCUCACCGACGUCGUCGCAUUCUACCAGGAAAACACGUCGAGUCGCUCCGACGACCACAUCUGGGACAAGAUCGGUCACGCUCAGCCUAGCAACUAUGUGACGACUCCAGGCCACUCGGCCGGCGGGGGAACGCCGCUGUUGAGCCCGCCCGUCAGCCCGCGUUUCCCUCGUAGCACUGAGGACUCGUUCGAGAACCCUCGGGCGCCGCCUCCGGUCCCUCGCGGCGGCGCCGGCGCCUCGCCCGUCACCUCGCCCUCGUCGAGCAGCAGCAACGGCAUGGUCCCACACCGUCCCGCGCCCCGCCCUCCGCAGGCGCAAUCCAACGUCGUACCGAUGCGCCCCGCCCCGCCCGCGCCUGGCGUCGAGCGCAUCCCCGAGGACCUCCCUGCCACCACCUACACUCCUCCUGCCACCGACGCAGCAGCAGGCCACCGCAGCCGCGCCAACACCAACGACGCCGCCGCCGGCCCCGCUCACCACGGCGCCCCGGCCACCGGCACCGUCCAGCAGUACCAGGACCAGCAGCAGCAGGCCAUGCUCGCCGCGCAGCAGUCCAUCGCUCGCCAGCAACAGCAGCAGCUGGAACGCUCGCGCAGCCAGCGCCACUACCAGCAACACCCGUAUCAGUCGGCGCAACCCCCGCAGCCGCAGUUUGCGCAUGCCGAUCCGCACAACGUCCCUAUGCCUCAGCAGCCGGCACGCGUUGGCCCUGCGCCGCCUGGUGGUCGGCCUCGCCAGCGCCCGCGCGAGAGCGCGCAGGGCAGCAACAUCAUCGAGCGCCUCAACGCGAUCUGCAAUCCUUCUGAUCCCACCAAGAUGUACCGCAAUUUCAACAAGAUCGGUCAGGGUGCUUCGGGCGGUGUCUUCACCGCUUACCAGAUGGGCACGAACCGCUGCGUCGCCAUCAAGCAGAUGAACCUCGACCAGCAGCCCAAGAAGGACCUGAUCAUCAACGAGAUUCUCGUCAUGCGCGAGUCGAAGCAUCGCAACAUUGUCAACUUUAUCGAUUCCUUCCUCGUCAAGGCCGACCUCUGGGUCGUCAUGGAGUACAUGGAGGGCGGUUCGCUGACCGACGUUGUGACGUUCAACAUCAUGAGCGAGGGCCAGAUUGCUGCCGUUUCGCGCGAGGUGCUGUGCGGUCUGCAGCACCUACACUCCAAGGGCGUCAUCCACCGUGACAUCAAGUCGGACAACAUUCUGCUCUCCAUGGAGGGUAACAUCAAGCUGACCGAUUUCGGUUUCUGCGCCCAGAUCAACGAGUCUGAGCGCAAGCGCACGACCAUGGUUGGCACGCCCUACUGGAUGGCCCCCGAGGUCGUCACCCGCAAGGAGUACGGCCGGAAGGUUGACAUCUGGUCAUUGGGCAUCAUGGCCAUCGAAAUGAUCGAGGGCGAGCCUCCGUACCUGAACGAGUCGCCUCUCCGCGCGCUUUGGCUCAUCGCGACCAAUGGCACGCCAACGAUCAAGGAAGAGCACAACUUGACGGCCAUCUUCAAGGACUUCCUUGGCUUCGCGCUCAAGGUCGACCCCGACAAGCGCGCGAGCGCCCAUGACCUGUUGACUCACCCGUUCAUCCAAACCGCUGAGCCGCUGGCCACUCUGGCGCCGCUUGUCAAGGCUGCACGUCAGGCGCGUGCCGAGGAGCGCAAGAAGAAAGGUGGUGCUUAGUGCUCCAUAUCCCUUUUUGAGAAACAGCUGAUCUACCGCCGCUUUAGUCGAAGCGAGUUUUUUCAAGUGGUAUUAUUUUAUAUGAAAAAUGUGGCUCUACGACCGGCGCGAACGAUGCGAGGGCGAAACAAGGCAGCAGAACGGAACGCCAAGAGGUGCUACCGAGUGCUUCAUCAGACCGAGCUGCCGUGCUCUCGCGCCGCAACCCGUACGCUGGAGCCUGCGACCCCGACCUCAUCUCAGCAUUUGCAUCGGAAUCUCCGUUCAGAU